Messenger RNA from Trichobilharzia szidati, 1353 nucleotides. The record is from the annotation of a GenBank genome assembly. Lineage: Eukaryota; Metazoa; Platyhelminthes; Trematoda; Strigeidida; Schistosomatidae.
AUGGUUUGCGAGAAAGAGUUAGACAAGUUGGUUGAGCAGGGCAUACUUAUGCAAGUUGAAUCUUCGAAUUGGGCUACUCCCAUUGUCACACCACUAAAGGCUGAUGGAAAAACAUCGAGAAUUUGUGGUGACUAUCGUCUUAAACUCAAUAGUCGUCUUCUACAGCAAAGUUGCACUACGCUAGAAAGCGAAGACAUUCCCUACAAGCUACAUGGCUCAAAAUACUCUUCCAAAAUAGAUCUAAAAGAUGCUUAUUUGCAAAUUCCUCUUGACGAAGCGUCUAGUGCAUUAACAACCAUUAAUACUCCAUCUGAAUUGUCCAAGUAUAAGUUCUUACCUUUUGGUUCAAAGGUUUCUCCUGCAAUAUUUCAAAAAGUAAUAAAUCAGAUGAUAGAUGGAUUAGAUGGUGUUGAGUCUUACCAAGAUGACAUUAUAAUUCAUGGUCCGAACAUCGAAUUGCAUAAUGAACGUCUUUUAAAACUAUUCAGGCGUUUCUGUGAGAAAAAUGUUCUUGUUAAUCCAUCUAAAUGUCAUUUUACUUUGUCGUCUGUAUCAUGCUUGGGAUACACAGUACACUCUGAGGGUUUCAGACCUGAUGCUAGUCGUUUGGCACCUCUAAUUCAAGCACCGUCACCUAAUAAUAUACCAUCGUUGAGAUCAUGGAUCGGUACUCUUCAGUUUUACUCCAGAUUCAUUCCCAAUUUCACUCAACUGUUAUCUCCACUUUUUAAUAUUGUCUCCAGUAAACAAUUUAAGUGGGAACAACAACAUGAAGAUAUCUUGCGAAAAACUUUGGAGUUUCUUAAUAAACAAGCUUUCUUAAGACCUUUUUCAUCGAAAGAUCAUUCCGUUCUCAAUACAGAUGCUUCUCCUACGGGUAUAGCUGCAGUACUUGAGCAAAAUGGACAACCUGUUAUUUGUACUUCAAGACGUCUAAAUAAGAGUGAACAAGGGAACUCACAAACCCAGAAACAGGCUCUAGCAGUUGUAUGGGCAGUAAGACGCUUGCACAAGUAUCUCUUUGGUACUAAGUUUCACAUAGUUACUGAUCAUCAGGCUUUGAAAUUCAUUUACAAUCCAGAAAAAUCUUCGAAUAGAUCAUCCUCUGCUGUGGUUCAAAGAUUGAGUUUAGAACUAAGCGCAUAUGAUUACACUAUUGAACACAGAUCGGCUAAGGAUAUACCUGAUGCAGACUUUUUAUCUCGUUAUUCAUUAUUUGAAAAUUCUGCUAAUGAUACUGAUUGUUUGUUAGUCCAGCCGUUACCUGUGGAUAGAGUUCGACUUAUAAACGAUACUCGGAAAUAUUACGGGUGCAUUAUAAAUGCAACAAAAAGAGGUUGGAAUAUUCAGUGA